AUGAGCUAUGAGUACGAGGACCAAUUAGGAGAAGAGUUGGUUAAUUUUCUUGAAGUUAACAUUAAUGAAGAAGAGCUGGUUAAUUUUCCUGAAGUUAACAUUAACAAAAAAGAGUUGGUUAAUGUUAACAUUCAUGAAGAAGAAGUUGGUUAA
Messenger RNA from Funneliformis geosporum, 153 nucleotides. NCBI's taxonomy places the organism in Eukaryota, Fungi, Glomeromycota, Glomeromycetes, Glomerales, Glomeraceae. The record is from the annotation of a GenBank genome assembly.